CUGAAGCAAUUUGCCCAAAGCACUGGAGGAGGAGUCUCCAUCAUUCAAAACCCUGAUGUAUCCUGAGCAGCUUGCUGAAAUUGACCCUGCUCUGUGCAGUACCAAAGCAAUCUCCAGAGUCCUCCAGCCUCAGCUAUUCUGAUUCUCCUGCUACUACUUGACUCAUCCAAAUGACAUUCCUCUUUACCUGUGUGCCUUCUGUUUUGUGGCAACUUCAAAGUGCAAUUUCAUUUAAAUUACUGAGCAGUACAAUUGGAGCCUCAUUCCCAAGCUCACAUCUACACAAUUACAUCUCCUUCACACCAACAGCCUUAUCUCAGGCUUCUACAUGGAACUGCCAGUAUAUUUAUACCAAAUUUUGCUGAAGCUUCCAAACCUUCAAGACAACUGGUUUGAGCAGCAUUCCCAAAAGAUGCUUUUGUAUCCUGUAGGACUUGAUACUAAAUCAAAGUACAGAAAUCAUUUAACAUUAACAGGAACCUCUGGUUAUAGUAGUUAUGAACCAAAGGAGGAGACCUACUAUGACUUUUUAAUUAUGCUGAAGAAUAUAUACUGUCAGCAAAUGAAGUCGAUGAGUCCUGCCUGAAAACAUCUGGGCAGCCAGUAGUACCCUGUGAACUGUUAAGUCUCACAGCUGUAUGACGUGCCUAGAUCAGAUGUGGAGCUUAAGUUGCUUCCUAUUGCACUCAAAAUAAGGGCUUUUGAUAUACACAAUUAUCAAUAAAGGGUUGACAACUAAUGAGUUUUUUCCAACAGAAAAUGAAGCUAUGCCUCAAAGUAUGAAGGAAUGCAACAGAUUUUCCAAUUCAUGUACAGAUCUUCAUGCAAUGAACUCCACUAUGCAGAUUUUAACAGAAAGUGCUUGGUGAGGUUGUCCUUACUCUCAGUUGUCAAAAAUGGAACAAUACACCAUAAACUGCUGCCUCCAGCUCUCAACAUGAGGCACUUUCGCAGAGUACUUCAGCUUGAGAAAGCUCUAUAAGCUACAAAAAAAAAAAAAGAAAACUUAGAAGACUUAUACAACACUUGUAGAAAAUAGAUAGAACCCAUUCCAUUAUCAAAGCCCAUUGUGCCCUAAGAAAAGGGCUCAAGAGCUCUGAGCAUGGUUGAUUUGCACAGUUAUGCCAUAACUCUAGAAGGACAGUAAUAUUUAUUAUUUUUAUGUUUAGGCUCAGCAACAUCCAUGGCAGUUGGAUAUGUCAAAGUAAACUGGGAUCUUACUGGAGAACUGGCUUUGGGAAUUUUCUCUGCAAUGGAUGCUGGUUCUCUGUUUCUCAUGUACUUUAUCGACAACAUCUGGGCAUGUUACGCUGGUUACCUUGCAUUUAAGGCAUGUUAUAUGCUCCUUAUAACAAUAGCAACGUUCCAGAUCGCUGUUAAUCUUAGCAUGGAGCGUUAUGCUUUGAUGUUUGGCUUCAACAACUUCAUUGCACUGGUGAUCCAGACAAUUUUAACUAUUGUUGUAGUGGAUCCAAACGGUCUGGGACUGGGUAUCAGCACCCAGUUUCUCAUUUACAGCAGCUACUUUACGUUCAUAGCUGGAAUUUUCCUGAUCAGAAGCAUAUACACCAUUAUCUCCAUGAAAUGCAGAAAUACCAGCAUGGCUGGUGAGCCCACUGGUCAUUAAGGAAUGUUGCAAAAAGAUGAAAAGAAUGACUGCAAGCAACACUUCAGAAGACUGCAUCAUCUAAACAAUUAACUAGGGGAAACUUCAUGCUCAACUAAACCUGUGCCUGUCACACAACCAACCAGACUUAUGAGCCUCCAACAUAAAGAGCUUCUUAAACAGGAAGAUGCAUUUUCCUGGUUUCCUUCACCAGUAAGUUCUAAUACCAAACAAUCCUCAAUCUUCCAUUUCAACUCAAAUUCAGUUAUGCAGUCCUGAUGUAAAAACUUGUAUUUUUGUUUGAUGGAUUGUCUCCCUCUACUCUGCCCUCAUGAGGCCCACCUGAUGUACUGCAUAGAGGUCUGGAGCCCCACAAGAAAGACGUGGAGCUCCUAGAACAGGCCCAGAGGACAACCAUGAAGAUGACCAGAGGUCUGGAGCACCUGUCCUACAAAAAAAAGCUUGGGCUUGAAGAAGAGAAGAUCUCAUUGUAGUUGAAUGGAGCUUAAAAGCUGGAAAGGGACUGACUUUUUACAUGGUCUGAUAGUGAUAGAACAAUGGGGAACAGCUUUCAACUAUUGAGAGAGCAGAGAUUUAGAUUACACGUUAGGAAUAAGUUUACUCAAAAGGCAGUGAGGCACUGUCAGAGAAGAUGUGGAUACCCUGAUCCCUGGAGAUGCUCAAGGCCAGGCUGGAUGGGGUUCUGGGCAGCCUGAGCUGGUGGAGGACAGCCAGCACACAGUAUGGGGUUGAACCUCCAUGAUCUUUAAGGCCCCUUCCAACCUAAUCCAUCCUGUGAUUUUAUGAACACAAUAGGAGAAAAUUGCAUACAGAUACUUGAAUCUCUCAGUGGCAGAGCUUAUAGAACAUCAGAGAACUUUCACUUUUGCUGAAUAUUUUAAUUAAUAAUUUUAUUUACUCUUAGAUACAAGGCAUUCAAACGUUCCUGGGGAGCCUAAAGAAGCAACUGUCCUACAGCAGCACACAGAUCUGUAAGACAGGUUGCCACAAACUUUUUGGACACUUGCACUUUUUCAACUGGAAGUUCUGACAUGAAUUUUUAAAGCAAGUUAAUACAAAUAAUAAUCAACCUUUCCUCACUCCACCUCAGCCUACAAAGAUGCUACCACUGUAUGUUCAACAAUGGAUUAAUACAUUCUCACAAAUGACCAAACACAUUCACUUCAGGUUCCACAGACAAUGAAUCCCUUCUAUAUCUAAAGUUGUGGCAUCAAGAAAAAUGCCAUUUUGUUCAGAAAAUGUUCCAGAUGCAGUGACAGCAGGACUGUGAAUCUGUUGAAGAUGUCUUGUACUCAUACACUGGCUUUCCCUUUUAAAGGUCUGUCUUGAUAAAGAGCUCUUAGCUUAAACAGUCAGCAUACACCUUCAUUAUGUAUGGUUCAUGGAGGUUUUCAUAAAACUUAUCUUUGGAAGCAAAAAAAUCUCCUAAACUAACUUCGUAUUUUUAAGGAAGCCAUUGGCAGAUACUUCAAUUCCAAUACAAGGCAGUCUUAAAUAAAAACAGUUAAAAGUUUAGAUACAACAACAGCUUAUCAGUGACUUCUUUUGACUACGUUCAAUAAACAGGUACUUUGGAGUCAUUUCUAUGAGAUAGCAGCAGUUUUCAUUAUGUUCCUCUACCACAAAGUACAGAUUAGUUAAGAGCAAGUAGUAAUAGACAUUUCCCCUAUUCAGCUCACCAGAAGAAAACCAUAACAAUUCAUUCCUCUAAAAACAUACUUUUUAAAAACAGCUUGGGCUUCCCUUUAUGACCCAGGAAGUUCUCCUUUCAACAGAGAAUGUUCAGAGACAAGCACUUGUCCAAAGCUUAGUUACAUCCAUUUAGAUGAAUCAAUUUGGAUGAAGGAAGUACAAGAUCGUUUGAUUGAUUUGGUUCAGUUCUCAUCAGUAAGUAAAUCUAAGCGUUCCACAGAUCCCUCUAAGUCCUUGCAGAUGCCCACUCUUUACUGCAUGCAUGUGUUAUUAUUCCAACAUUAUUCCAAUAUUCUCAACAAUAGAGAAGUCUAGUUAUUAUGCUAAAAGCAGUGAAGCACUGCUAGCACCAUGAAAACAGUCAAAUGUUGGGAAUUUGUUUAAUGAACUCACUCAAAGAGAAUUACUCCAUGCACCAUAUUCCAUCCAUCAGUCCUUGUCAGAAGAAAAAGGAAGACUUCAAGUCUUUUAACAUCAAAUGCAUCAACAGGCCAGAACAGACCUUUAAGCAAAGAAUACUACCUAUAUGCAACUUAUUAUAUCCACUGUCCUAAAACUUAAAAAAAAAUAACACAUGGAAAUUACCAUUCCCCACACAUAGGCAACACUAGUCAGAAACACUGGCAUAUGAAGAGCAUUUUCACAGGCAGUGAUCAUAUCUGCCAGUUCCCCAGAAGACAAGCACAUCUCUACUCAGGCAGAUGACUACAAAAAGUUUCUUACCUUGAGGAAUUCUCCCAUUUAUUUCAAUCAGCUCACACACUCCUUCUCAAAAAUCUCUAAUAAUUUGAUCUCAUUUAUUCCUGUUAUUUUUAAAGUUAGAACUUUAUUCUUCAGCUGGCCAGAAACCCUCCUUUAAGCUUGAGGUCUGGGUACUCACAGCAUGUGUACAUUAAUUGUUUAAUUUCAGUGUUAUGCUUGAACAUAAGCCCAGUUAUCAGUGUUUAAAUUCCACCACUGAUUACUUUGAUGCUUGCAUUCUUCUUGCAACUUCUCUACCAUAGAUCAGACAAGCCAGACGUUUCUUCCUCUACAAAUACUAUGCUAAGAUGGCAGAAAACAUUCCAGAAAAUUAAGAAAUCCAAUCAAUUAACUUAGUGUUCCACUGGAGGUCUUACUAAUAUACACAAAUUUUAAUAAAAAGAACUACUCAAUCUGUGGUACCAAGGUCAUGUGUACUGUUGUGAUCACAGCUAAGUCACGUUCAAAGACUCCAUCACUAGCUGUGAGCAGCUGUCUUUCAGCAACAAACCAUUUUUCAAGUCACUACUCACCUCAGUGCUCUCAGUGUCCUUCAUUAUAUAGCUAUUAUCAGAGUUAUGUAAGAGUUCACGUAAACUCAUUCCUGAUAGAUAAGCCACUUCACUUGAACAGCACGCUUAAUCAUGAGGACGUAUUCAAGACUGUAGGAUAUGAAAAUUGAACUUAAAUUACUUCUGAGCACAUCAUUUCUGAUAGAUCAUUUGUGUAUGAGAUUCACAAUAUGAACAUUCUAACCCAAAUAAGUGUUACUGCACAGAAAUAAAGCUACACUUCUUUUUUCUAAUAUUUAUUUUUUUUUUUCCACCUGCAAACUGUAGCAAAACAUGAUCAGCUUUAUUAUGCAGACAGGUAUCCCUCUAACAUUAGAGAUUUAGGCAUGUAUAAAUAGAAGAGCUCUUAGGAAAGGAAAACAUUUUGAGAAAUGAACAAACCUUCAAUUUAAUUUCAUGACUUCCAAUACCAAUGGUUAAAAUGAUGUAGCUCAUUCAUUCCAAGAGAUACAACAGCACCUUAAAGUGGCUGAUCUAUUUCCCAGUAACAUUUUUCACAUAACAAUGUGUUAAAGUUACAAAUACUGAUAUGCACAAAUAGCUAUUUUCUAAGAAAAAUAUGUACAGUACUGCAGCAUAAUGAAUGUGGUAUCUGCAAUAACUUAUUAGCCAAUUUUAAUAUACAUGAUACCGCUACUUUUUUCCUGCCAGUUCACAGGUCCAAGGAUGUUACCACAGCCCUCUGUUUUGCACAUCAUUACCUGGGGAGGUGGAAGGGAGGGGGUUGAUUUUCUUUGUUUGCGUGUGUGUGUGAGGGGAGGGGAAUGACUCCUUGUUGGGUUUUUCGUGUUCUUUCCCCCCGCCCAAAGGUACACAAUGCAGGCUUUCAUUUUAACUUCUUAAAGACUUCUUUUGUGUUUAAAGCUAAUAUCAGUGAAACAAGACAACAGUGCAAGAGGCGCAGAGAUGUUAUGUGACCACAUAAGAGUUCUUUUGGGUAAAGUGUCUAUAAGGCUAUAAGAAAGGAUUGGUUGAUGAGUUUCCUGCUGGAAAUUGUCCUGUUGGUGCACCAGCC
Phasianus colchicus (ring-necked pheasant) is the source of this 5647-nucleotide messenger RNA. The record is from RefSeq and is a predicted model, not a curated record. NCBI's taxonomy places the organism in Eukaryota, Metazoa, Chordata, Aves, Galliformes, Phasianidae.